AUGAUGAGAAAGAAGACAUUGACAGUUUAUCGCAAAAAUAGGGUGUUUGUAAACAUUCUAUAAAUUUGAAUAAACUACAAAUAUAUUAAAUACUAAUGACUUCGAUGGAUGAGACCAAACAAUUUGCUGUAAGCUGGAGUAACCAUAUGAACCAUGUAAAACAAGCUUUUGACAAUUUACUGAAUAAUAGUGAUCUCACAGAUGUUACAUUAUAUGUUGAAGGUACUAAAAUAGGCGCCCAUAAAAUGUUACUUUCAGCAUGCAGUAAUUAUUUUAACUGUCUAUUCAGAGAUUUUCCACAAGAGCACCCCAUUGUCGUACUUAAAGGAGUUAAAUAUGUCGUUUUAAAAGAUAUUCUGAAGUUUAUUUACAGUGGAGAAGUUAGUGUAGACAGUAGUCAUUUUGAUAAUUUCCUACAGACUGCGGAAUUUUUAGAAAUAAGUGGAUUAACAGGUUCACAACAUAACAAUGAUCAUGAAUCAGAUUUGACCAAUGGCGCUCCUACAAAAACGGCCAAAACAAUUACACAAAAAAUAAGAAAAGAUAAAAUGGAUGCCCAGGAACAAGUUUUUAACAAUGAUAAUAUUGACUGGGAUACUAAAAUAUCAAGUCCAAUUUUCACAGAUAAUAUGUGUGACAUUCAGAUUUCACAAGGUUCAGAUGAAUUGGAAAUUGAUGUUGAAAAAAGAGAAUUAUCCGAAGAGGAACUGUAUGCCAGUACUCAUCGUGAUCUUAGUUCAAGUUUAACUUCUGACAAUUUAACUUGUCCCAUAUGCUUCAAAGUUUUCGCACAUCCAUAUAGUUUGCACCACCAUAAACCAGUUCAUCUUGGAAGAACAAAAUGUCGCAUUUGUAAUGCUGUUCUCUCCAGAAAGUAUAAUUUGAAAAUGCACAUGAAAUCUAAACACAAUGUAGGUUGAACAACUUCUAUUUAUAGUUUUAUUGGUAUCUGUAAGAAUAGCAACAUUAAACAAAUAGUUGAUACUUUCUUCGUGUAUGGAAUAUUUGGAAGAAUAUUAGUCAAUUUCUAAUUUUUGUAACUAUAAUCCACAUUAUAAUAUUUUUUGUUAAAUUUUCUAUAAUUUCAUUACAAUUAACACAAUAUUUAAUGUGUAAUUUGGCCAGUAGUACAUUCUACUGUUUACUACCAUAACAACUCUCACAAAUAAACUUUUUACCUUCUGUCUCUGAAGACAAUUACACAUUUAUUGAAAUAUGUGUUUAAAAGUGUAAUCGUACAUGUUGUGUAUUGGAAGUAAACAGUAUGAAUACCACCAACAUUGUCAAAAAUUUCAACAUAAUAUUACCUGCUAUCAUAGAGUUUUUCAUAGUUAGACUUGAACUGAUCUACUAAAUUAUAUUUUCCUUAUAAUUAUUUAUUAUUGACAAUUGUUUAGCACUAAUCACUGAAUCAAGGAUUUUGUCGUUUGCAUGAUAAAGUAAUACAUAUAUUCAUUUUUGGAUAUAUUUUCUUGUGAAAUCCAAAACCAAAAGUUUUCUUUAUCUGGAAACCUAAAAAUAUUUGGUAGAUGUUCCAUUACAAUUUUUCUUCUCGUCAAAUCAAAUUGUAAAUAGUAAGAUGAUUGAGAACAUCUUUCACAGUAUUGUAGUUGGCUUCAUGCGGUAUUCUUUAAAAGAAGUUUUUUACUUCCAUAUUCAUAAUAAAUGGUGAAUAUGGUGAAUUAGUGAAUAUGUACCUAGUUGUUUUGUUCUCAGAAAACUAUAUAGAAAGAAAUAUAUUUUACUUGCUGUGAUAUUUUGAGACAUUUUUAUUAAUUAAUAGUAGAAUAUUAAGUGGGAAGUUUUAAAUCUUGGAAUGUAUAGUAAGGUGCAGUUGAGGAACAUUGAGUAACUUUUGAGUUUCUUGUUUGUUUCUGAAAAUGUUCCAUGAAAUUGCUAACUAACGUGUAUCUAGAAAACUAGUGCUGGUUGUUGCUUCUUAUCGCCAGUUUCCAAUUUGAGUAUUUAACCUUAAAGAAAAAUAUGCAAAACAAUACUAAUUAUAUUUAAUAGUGGAAACGAUUAGGAAACUGGAAACAUAAUUUUGUCGUGAAAUCUGUUUUAGUGUAUUAUAAAUAAAAAUUAUAUUUUUGAAGCCUUGGACCAACAAGACCCAAUUGCCAUUCAAUAUCAAUGCCGGACAUUAGAUAUUAUUCCUGAAUAUACAUUAUUUCUCUUAAAGACAUUUAGCAGGCGCCUUCCACCAAUAUCAUGUCUUUCUUGAAGAGUUGCCUUUACACUAAAUUUAUGCUCUCUUUUCUUUUGUUGACAAGACACUGUACGCUGCUACAGUUGGUAAAAAUUAAAUUUUCUCUAUUGAAGCAUCUGUCAGAGCAAACCACAUAAUUCAAUUUAUCAACAAAAUUCCAAGCUCCAACCCCGAGUUUCGAUUUAAAUUGAGAACAGAAAUCAUAAACGACAUCUACCAAUUUUAGUUCUUCAUUGUACACAAAAAGUUUAUCUUUGUUUCGGAAAGUUCAUAUUUACGACAACUUGGGGAAACAAGCAAAACACAAAAAUUACUCUAUAUUACUCGAGCUUUACAAUAUAUUUCUUAUGAGUUGUUUUUCUGCUUUCUUGUGUUUGUUAUUUACAAGAUUACAUAUUUUUUUAUUUUUAAUAUGUAGCACAUAUAUGCCAAAUAUUAUAUAUGUGAUAUGUUUAUUAAAUGAUUAUUAUUUGUGAUAUCUCUGUAAGAUGAUUAUUAUUUGUCAUAUUUUUAUUAGAUAAAUAUAAUUUGUGAUAUGUAUACAAUGAGGCCCUAAAAUAACAAAUAAAUUAAUGUUGUUGCUAAGUCUGAACCCAAAAGUAGAAAGUUGAAAGAAAUUUAUAUGUGAAACUACACGUUUGAAUAACUCUUCAUUUAUGUUUGUGCUUCCAGUUAUGAAAUUAGUCAGAAACUAGAUUUCAGUAUGUUUGAGGUAUUAAUGUUUGGUGCGGCAUUUUUAAUAGGCCUGAAUUUUAAGAGGAAACUCUCAGCAGAUAAUUGAUCCAAAAGUAUUGGUACUUUUUCAUGUACACAUUUUAGAUGCUUACAUGUUGGAAAAUAAGAUUUUAUCGAAUUUUGACUUUCUCAAGUAUUUUGUGCAUAAUAUUAUUUGGUAUAUUUUGCGACAAUUAAUUCUGUUUAAAAUUUAGUUGGUUGAGACUAACUGCAAUACAGCACUUUGAUGCUUCAUAAUCCCAUCUAAUCGAGCGUGAAGUAAAAAGACGGCAAGUGUUUUCAUCCAGUUUUAGAAUAAAUUAUCUGAUAUGUUCAACAAAUUUGAUAAGAGUUAAGUUUAUAUAGCACGUAUAUGAUUAUAUUUUGUAGUUCCAAAUCUCGGGGAUGUGAUAUUACAAUUUUUCUUUUCUGAUGUAGGUGGACCAUUGAAAAAUAAUAAUUGUCUUAUUUUUUAAAAACUAGUUAGUUUAUCAACCUAUAUUUCUAUAUAUUUUCACAAUUAUGUUACUUUUGAAAGUGUUACACCUUGAGUCUCAUAUUUAUUUCUUCAUAUAAUGUUCAGUGUUUGGUUAAUGUUAUUGUACUACUCUAUUAUUUCAAUAGACUGAUGAGUAAUGUUUUAAAUGUUGAAAACUUAUAUGUAAUAAAGUUAUUUAUAAUCUUGA
This is a messenger RNA of Diorhabda carinulata, 3609 nucleotides long. RefSeq names its product longitudinals lacking protein-like. The transcript is spliced from 3 exons. The record is from RefSeq and is a predicted model, not a curated record. Gene Ontology annotation, biological process: regulation of transcription by RNA polymerase II. Gene Ontology annotation, molecular function: protein binding. The coding region runs from base 96 to 920 and encodes 274 amino acids. Lineage: Eukaryota; Metazoa; Arthropoda; Insecta; Coleoptera; Chrysomelidae. Gene Ontology annotation, cellular component: nucleus.